Messenger RNA from Phytophthora infestans T30-4, 924 nucleotides. RefSeq lists its product as uncharacterized. The transcript has 3 exons. Lineage: Eukaryota; Oomycota; Peronosporomycetes; Peronosporales; Peronosporaceae. Bases 1 to 924 code for a protein of 307 amino acids. The record is from RefSeq and is a predicted model, not a curated record. Gene Ontology annotation, molecular function: protein binding.
AUGCCGGAGGCGUACACCGUGUCGAAAAUGCUCGCCAGUAUCAACGAAGUCAUGGCUCCUGUAGCUACUGAUGUAUGCGGGUCUGUGACGUUACAGCGAAAGACGGAGAAUGGUAUCAUGCUGAACACGUCGGAGAAGGAGAUUGCAUACCUGGACACCAAAGCCAGAGUGAAGCACUCAGCCCAGCAAGUCGCUCAACUUGACAAACUGGCUAAGGCACGGUGGGUAGAAACUCAACGACAGGCUGGAAAUGACGCCUUCCACACUGGAAACUAUCAACAGGCAGCAGAGGCGUAUAUCCAGGCCCUUACGGCGCUGGAUUUUGGCUCUACUUUAGAGGAGAAGAUUUCUUGCCAACAGGAGCUACAGAUUCCACUGACCUGUAACUUGGCUGCCUGCAUGCUAAUGAUGGAGCAAUGGGAGAAGGCUCGGUUGAUGUGCGACCAAGUUCUUUCCAUAGACCCGAACUGCGUUAAAUCACUCCAGCAACGUGCGAAGGCGAAAGUGAAGCUUAAUAACUUUGACGAUGCUCGUGCCGACGUCUAUCGUGCAAAGCAAAUUGUUCGUGGACCGUCAACGUCGAUUGAUGGUGUCAGCGAUCAGCUUGUCGAUCGACUUGACAAACAGUUAGAGAACAUUUCCCGAGGUGAAUUAAAACACAAGCACCGAGUUCAGCACAGGAAGCAGUUUCAGAAGAAGAUGAUGCAGGAAGCAGUAGGAAAGCUCUAUAAGGACAAGAAGGAGGUCGAUUGUGCACAGGAUCUUAACAGCAUCCGGCAGCAGCACAAGUCCAACCUCACUUAUGCUCUGUCUUUCAACGGUUGGAACGCCGGUGUCGGCUGGGUUCUCACUGUGCUUGCCAUGAUCAUCAAUGCAAUUUCACGAUUUCUGAUUGCUGCGCGUGGCAAAGUCAAAAUGUCGUAA